Encephalitozoon cuniculi GB-M1 is the source of this 417-nucleotide messenger RNA. RefSeq lists its product as uncharacterized. The record is from RefSeq and is marked provisional. Bases 1 to 417 code for a protein of 138 amino acids. The transcript has a single exon. NCBI's taxonomy places the organism in Eukaryota, Fungi, Microsporidia, Unikaryonidae.
AUGAGAAACAGAGCCUCCUCUUCUUCCCGGAUGGAUGGCUCCAUCGGCAAGAGAGCCAGGAUGAUGUUUGUUCGGAUCAAGAAGGAAAGUGUCUUGAACGAAGGCUCCAAUAAAUACUUUUACGAGUAUACUGUGAAGAAUGAUAGGGUAGGUCUACUCAUGCACGAAGGAUAUGGCAAGGUGUUUUAUGAGUGCAGAGGAACGGAAGAAAUGGACCAUGAUGAGGAUGGCGAGUUCAGGAUGGAGCCAACUGAAGAUGAGGCUACGUUUCUUAAGACACUUCCAGGCGAAUCCCACCACAGUGGUCUCAGAAGAAGCAUAAAGAAAAGACGUUACUGCAAGAGAGUUUGCAGAUUAGUUGAUCCAGCAACGAACCUGGACCUUUGCAGUGACGAGCAUGAAGAGGCCCUGGUUUGA